Kwoniella botswanensis is the source of this 1560-nucleotide messenger RNA. RefSeq names its product kynurenine 3-monooxygenase. Gene Ontology annotation, molecular function: FAD binding; kynurenine 3-monooxygenase activity. NCBI's taxonomy places the organism in Eukaryota, Fungi, Basidiomycota, Tremellomycetes, Tremellales, Cryptococcaceae. The transcript has 9 exons. Gene Ontology annotation, biological process: L-tryptophan catabolic process; quinolinate biosynthetic process. Gene Ontology annotation, cellular component: mitochondrial outer membrane. The record is from RefSeq and is a predicted model, not a curated record. The coding region runs from base 1 to 1560 and encodes 519 amino acids.
AUGGCAGAGACAAGACCCAGAAAAGCUUUGAUCAUAGGUGCAGGACCUGUCGGUGCCCUCACCGCAUUGAGCUUACAUCGUAGAGGAUGGGAAGUGGAAGUAUGGGAAUCGCGUGAUGAUCCAAGAGGGAAAGAUGCUGCUCCUAGCAAUCUACGAUCGAUCAAUUUGGCCAUCUCUUCCAGGGGUCUAGAAGCUCUGAGAAGUGUUGAUCCGUCGUUAGCCGAGCAAUUUCAGAACGAAGCUAUACCGAUGAAAGGCCGUAUGAUCCAUCAUGUAGAUGGUAAACAAGAAUCGCAGACAUACGAUCCGAUAAAUGGACAGUGUAUCAACUCGAUCGGUCGACCCUUACUUAAUCAACGAUUAGUAGAAUCCCUACCUGCUCAAAUAAAAAUCCGAUUCCAAACUAAACUAUCUCAAGUGGACCUGAAUAAUCGAAUUGCUUUUGGUUCUGGUGCAGAGAAGGAGAAAAAGGAUGUUGUGACCGGUGAAGAGCAUGAUGAUGGACGGAUCGCAGGAGGGAAUAGCGAAAAGGGAAAGACAAAAUCGAAAGAAGAUGAACGUGGGACAAAAUUCGAUUUAAUCGUUGGAUGUGAUGGGAGUUGGUCGAAAGUCAGAACAUCGAUGAUGAGGAUGGAUAGGAUCGACUUUUCACAGUCUUUCAUACCCCAUGCUUAUAUCGAGCUUCACAUGCCUGCUGACCCAUCCAAACCUGGCGGAUAUGCUAUUGACAAAAAUCACUUACAUAUCUGGCCAAGGCAUUCGUUCAUGUUGAUCGGUUUACCCAAUAAGGACGGUUCUUUUACUCUCACUCUCUUCAUCCCCUUCUCAUCCCUUUCAACCCUCAACUGCAGAGAAGCAGCCAGUCGAUUCUUCAUCGAACAUUUCCCUUCAGCGGUACAGAUCGUAGGAGAGAAGAAGUUAUUGGAUGAUUUCAUGAAUAAUCCCAGAGGUAAUUUGGUCACGAUCAAUUGCACCCCUUCGGCAUGGUCAUCUCAUGCGUUAUUACUAGGCGAUGCUUCUCACAGUAUGGUACCAUUCUACGGUCAAGGUCUGAAUUGCGGCCUUGAGGAUGUCAGAGUACUCAAUUCCGUAUUGGAGAAACACAAGAUAUCAUCCGCGACCUCCCUAGAAUUGGGGGAAACAGACAAAGAUCUUGAAUUGGCACUCAAAGCUUACUCGGUGGAGAGACAGGCGGAUCUGAGAGCUAUUUGUGAAUUGGCAUUGCAAAAUUACACCGAAAUGCGUUCCCAUGUGUUAUCUCCCUUACAUCACAUCCGACGAUUCCUAGAUUCUUUCCUCACCCGUAUAAUCCCCUCGAGAUCCAAGGAAUUACAUUUAUCGCUGACCGACCCGUUCCCCACGACGAAAGUAAGAGGUUGGACGAGCUUGUAUGAGAUGGUCACUUUCCGACCGGACGUGCCUUACUCCGAAGCAUUGAGGAAGGAAAGACAACAGAAGGAGAUUAUGCGUUGGACUGGAUAUGUCUCGGGGCUGGCGGGGCUUGGUGGUGUAGGAUUGGUGGGAUUGAAAUUGGCGAGGAAGUGGCUGGAUAAGAAGUAA